Molecule: messenger RNA, 1271 nt
Organism: Lindgomyces ingoldianus
Lineage: Eukaryota; Fungi; Ascomycota; Dothideomycetes; Pleosporales; Lindgomycetaceae
Product: PR-1-like protein
Exons: 3
Coding region: 135-803 (222 amino acids)
Cellular component (GO): extracellular region
Source: RefSeq, a predicted model, not a curated record
CUUGUCUUUGACAUAAUUGACAAUUGGGUAGCUCACGUCUCUUGUCAAAACUUUAGGAACUGUACAUACAGCUUCAAUCACGAUUCCUUUGCAUUCACGCUGUGGGCCUUUGAUGGGCUUAAACCUAGAUCAGAAUGCCCUCAUUACCUCUCUUUCAUUCGCCGUCCACGUUUCUCACACUCACAUGCAUGUCCAUCUUUUCCUUACUCCAUCUCCCACUCAUCAACGCAACACUCACACUCCCACGCAUACUUCCACUCUCUCUACGCGACCAACAAGCGUCCGCCGAAUACACUAAUGAUAAAACGUUCAAGAACGCCGUCCUUAACGUCACAAACACGUAUCGCAGAUUGCAUAACGCGACAGCUGUGACCUGGAAUGAUACGAGUGCGAAAUAUGCGCAGGAAUGGGGGAAUGCGUGUGUAUUCAAGCAUUCUGGCGGUCCCACAGGUGAAAACCUCUCCUCCGGCUACCCCAACCUUACCAGCUCCCUAACUGCCUGGUACUAUGAAAACAUCCAAUAUUCCUACACCAAAGCCGAGUUCUCCAAACAUACCGGGCACUUCACGCAACUCGUCUGGAAAGCCACCACAACCGUCGGUUGCUCCCGCACCGAAUGCAACAACAAAAAUGACGGCGGCGCACCGGGCUGGUAUGUUGUUUGCGAGUACUAUCCACCGGGGAAUGUUAUCGGGUAUUUUAAGGAGAAUGUACAACAAGAGUGGCUUGGGAAGUCUGGGGAUUUGCUGAUUGCUAGGAUUCUGGUCAUGGUCGUCGCUAUGAUACACAUUCUGUUUAUAUGAUACCAACUCAGUUUGUUUCGUUUCGCAAUGUAGGGUGGUGCACGUAGAGUAUGAUCAGACGAUCGAUGCAGAUGGCCGCUAUAAGCGGCCCCAGGAAUUGCCAGCCUGUCCUAGAUGAGGCUGUAUGAUAAUAUUCUUUUCUCCAUCACCCUCUACCCUUUGACUUCCCCCAACCAUUCGGAGCCCCAAUCCGAAAAGCUCAUCCAUGCGCGCAAGGAUGUUUUAAACCGCCUAAUGUCUUCCCGAGACGAGAGAAGUAGCACCAACACCUCUCUGCACCGUCCAACCUCGAAUAAGGAAAGAAACGACAAUAGAAGGAUAAGCAACGCCAACCAUGCAAAAUAUGAUCUGCCAAAAGCGCCACUGAAAAUCGAUAUACCCAACCCAAGAAGAUUUGAUCCUAAUCCUACAAAUGAAACGAACGUGUAGGGUAUCUAUCGAAAACAACACCAUUUCAGCCGCACCGCU